AUGGUACAUGGACACAACUUACAACGCGUUGUUGCUGUAAGUCUUCUAAUACUGGGGUUGUCUGGGGCUACGAAGAAGGAUCUGGCAGUGAAAAACAACUCUGGGGUGAAGCCAGCGGGUCAGUGUGGGACAUGGGUGAAAGAACCAGAUGGAGGACUGUUCACUUCUCCCAAUUACCCAAGCAAAUACCCCCCAGACACUGAGUGCGUUUACAUCCUGGAAGCUCCGCCAAGACAAUGCAUCGAUCUACACUUUGAGGAAAAUUACUCAAUCGAAUCCUCUUGGGAAUGUAAAUUUGACAACAUCGAGGUCAGGGAUGGGCCGUUUAGCUUCAGCCCCAUGCUCGGACGCUACUGUGGGCAGCAAAGUCCUCCCGACAUCAGGAGUAGUGGGAGGUAUCUGUGGAUAAAGUUUGUGACGGACGGGGAGCUGGAAGCGCUGCAUUCGGACACGGACCACGGGGAGAACGCAGUGAAGUACACGCUCUCUGGAGAAGGGGCGGGGUCGAUCUUCACCAUCGAUCAGCUGACCGGAGACAUCCAUGCGCUGGUGGGACUCGACAGGGAGGAGCGCUCCUUCUACACGCUCAAAGCCCAGGCUGUGGACAUUCACACUGGCGUGCCCUUGGAGCCUGAGUCUGAGUUCAUUGUCAAAGUGCAGGACAUUAACGACAAUGAGCCACGCUUUCCGCAUGGACCCUACAGCGCGAGUGUUCCUGAAAUGUCCCCCACCGUCUCUCCCUCUUCAGGCACAUACGUAACACAAGUCACAGCCACUGAUGCUGAUGACCCCACCUACGGCAGCAGUGCACGCAUCGUCUACAGCGUCCUCCAGGGGCAGCCCUACUUCUCUGUGGACCCCAAGACAGGCGUGAUCCGCACAGCUCUGGCCAACAUGGAUCGCGAGGUGAAGGCGGAGUACCAGGUGCUUUUGCAGGCCAAAGACAUGGGGGGUCAGCUGGGGGGUCUGGCCUCCACCACCACGGUCAACAUCACUCUGAGUGACGUCAACGACAACCCGCCACGCUUCACGAAAAGUAUCAUCCACCUGCGAGUCCCGGAGACGGCUCCGGUGGGCUCCGCGGUGGGCCGGAUCCGCGCUCAGGACGCAGACACCGGAGACAACGCGGUGGUGGAGUACUCCAUUGUAGCAGGAGAGGAGGACGGGGACAGCUUCCAUGUUAGCUCUACGGGCCAAGACGGGGUGCUGUUGCUCAAAAAGGCUCUUGACUUUGAGUCCAAGAAGUCAUACAUGUUCAAAGUGGACGCCACCAAUGCUCACUUGGACCCACGCUUCCUGCACAUGGGCCCGUACCAGGACUCGGCCACGGUCAAAGUCAGUGUGCUGGACAUGGACGAGCCCCCGGUCUUCACCAAAGCAGAGUACUAUAUGGACACCUUCGAAGACACCGCCCCAGGGACCAUCAUCGGCUCUGUGACGGCCUACGACCUGGACACCAGCAGCAGUGCGGUCAGGUACUCUCUGGAGUGGAAGACGGAGUCCGACAGCUGCUUCGACAUCGACACAGUGGAAGGAACCAUCACCACCAAUGAUCUGCUGGACCGAGAGAGCACGGCCCAGCACAACAUCACUGUGAGGGCCACUAAAGUCAAUAACCCGCUGCUGUUCUCUAAGGUGUCGGUGCUUGUGGAGGUGCUAGACGUGAAUGAGUUUCCUCCAGAGCUCUUUGUGCCCUCAGAGUCCUACGUGUGUGAAGAGGCCCGAGCGGGACAGGUGAUCCAGGUGGUGAGCGCGGUUGACCAGGACCAGCCUCCGGUCGGACAGAGGUUCUUCUUCAAAUCCCCCAAAGAGCUCCGCAACCGCAACUUCACCAUCCGGGACUUUGGCAACAACACGGCUGGCAUCGUGACGCGGCGCUCAGGCUUCCUCCAGCAGCAGCAGCAAGAGUACCUGAUCCCUGUGGUGGUAGAGGACAGCGGGUACCCAGCACAGAGCAGUACCUCCACCCUCACUGUGCGCGUGUGCUCCUGUGGGACAGGGGGCGCUCUGCUCACCUGCUCCGCCCAGGCCGUGGUGCUCACUGUGGGGCUGAGCACUGGGGCGCUCCUGGCCAUCCUGCUCUGUGCGGCUCUGCUCAUGGUGAUGGCGGGCCUGUACGUGUCCCAGCGUCGCCACAAAGAGAAAGAGGUGCUCAUGUCGUCGCGCGAGGACAUCCGAGACAAUGUCAUCCACUACGAUGACGAAGGCGGCGGUGAGCAGGACACACGCGCCUUUGACAUGGGCACGCUGCGUACCACACACUCGCAGUGCGCCAGCCUCCAGAGCUCGGCCUCCCGGAGCGACCGGCCCUGCUGCUACGGCGAUGGGAUCCUUCUGCACCUGUCCAACCGUGACCAUGACAGCACGCGCUCCCCGGAUAUCCACCGGCAGACCGUUGUGGCUGCAAGCAGGACGCUGAAGGGCGACGACGCCCGUGUCAUCAGGAGUUUCAUCGAACAACGCCUGGGGGAGGGGCAGCACACAGUCCCGGCUUACGACUCACUGGCCACAUAUGCGUAUGAGGGCGAGGGCUCGGAGGCCGGGUCGCUGAGCUCCAUUGAGGAGGGGUGGCCUGUAGAGGACGUGGGGGACUUUAGCUCGCUCGCAGACUGGGGGCAGCCGUUUAAGGUGCUGGCAAGUAUCAUGGACACACAGGAGACACCAGAAGCCGACUCCGACAGUUGA
Messenger RNA from Knipowitschia caucasica, 2685 nucleotides. The record is from the annotation of a GenBank genome assembly. NCBI's taxonomy places the organism in Eukaryota, Metazoa, Chordata, Actinopteri, Gobiiformes, Gobiidae.